AUGGAAAACUACUUCAAAAACUAUCUCAUUUUUAUUUCCCUCGGCCAAGUUGGCGUUUGCUUGUCCGCCCUGAUCCUCUCCUGGCAGCUAUUCACCGAUAAUGCCUCACUAGAGAAUAUCCCCGCAAUGCUCGGUUACAUUUGCUCGAUCUUUGGUCUUGUUGCGGCGACUUGCACGAUCUACGGAAUCAAGAAUUCAAAGCCCGUCUGGCUCCUCAUUCACUGCGUCCUUGGAGUCAUCACAUUCACCCUCAUCCUCCCUACUCUUGGGGCUCAUCUUUACAUGCUGGCCGCCGCAGCUGAAGGAAAUCCCGCCCUACUUCCGCUCGAAACAAUGUCUACCGCCCGCUCAAACGCCUGGUCUCUUUCAACGAUGAUCAUAAUUCUAGCGCUGAUGAUUCUCCUCUUCAUCGCGACGAUUCUCAUGUCCUGGAUCGUUCAAGAACGACUGUACGAAGAGAAAGAGUGCAAAGAACGAAUUAUCCAGUACAUGGCUCGAGAAGACAAUUUAGAAACGAUCAGGCGAAAUUAUCAAGAGCUGAUCAUGACAAUUUCCGACAAAGGAACUGAACAGACUUAUCUUGUGUAA
Molecule: messenger RNA, 588 nt
Organism: Oikopleura dioica
Lineage: Eukaryota; Metazoa; Chordata; Appendicularia; Copelata; Oikopleuridae
Source: the annotation of a GenBank genome assembly